Podarcis lilfordi (Lilford's wall lizard) is the source of this 5459-nucleotide messenger RNA. The record is from the annotation of a GenBank genome assembly. NCBI's taxonomy places the organism in Eukaryota, Metazoa, Chordata, Lepidosauria, Squamata, Lacertidae.
GGGACUAUUGGGACUCUUGGCACCCUUCCCAGGAAAGGGGUUUCAGAGUGUUCAGAUAUGUUUCAAUCUCUUGUUCUGGCAUGGUUCCCGGACAGAAAGUAAGUUGCAGUGUGGUUCUUUAGCAAGGCCAGAAGGCAUGAGAAAGGCCUGAGAAACAAUGGACUGUUCUCUACCUUUGUUACAGCAGAGCGGAAUGUUUCUGAUGCUUAGCUGCUGAGAAAAUGAUUUUGAGAAGCUUUGAGCCUGCUUUGGUGGGGGGUGACUUUGGGCCUAGGUGAGGUCACCUGUCCUCACCUUCCUUCAUUAUGUAUUUGAUUUACAGCCCAUCUUUCCUCCAAGGAGCUCAAGGUGGUAUACAACAGCCCUGUGAAGUAGAUUGGGCUAAGAGUCAGUGACAGGCCCAAGGUCACUGAAUGAGCUUCCUGGCUGAGUGGGGAUUUGAGCCUUGCUCUAACUACCACACAACACUGCCUAGUAUUACUGGGUGUCAAAUCCAUACUGAUAUUCUUGGAAAGGUGUCCAAAUCAGACGCUGGUCCCUUUAAGAGCUGUUCCUGCUUGGUACGGUCUCCUAGCAACCCAGUGGCUUUGUUUCUACACAAGAACCAACCACCAUCUUUGAGGUCUGGGUUCUUUCCUGCCACUCCCCCGCCUUCACUGCUGGCUUUCAGAAAGAGAGUUACAACCCCCCCCCCCACUGCCCCUACUCUCUGCAAUGUCCCAGGAACAGCAUUGCCCAGACGCAACAGUCUCCCUUGAGAAAAAGGAUGGAGAGGUGGGCCAGAGGACCUCAGAUUACUACAGAGUGGAGCCAACCUUGCCUCGCCGAUUCAACAACCCUGGAUGGUUCCGGGGCUACAGGUGAGAGGGAUGGAUGGUGGGCACCUGCUUUUCUUUCUUUCUUUUUUUAAUUGUUAUUUAUUCAGUUUAUUUAUUGUUAUUUAUUAAAUUUGCAUACCGCCCUAUACCCGUAGUGUCUCAGGGUGGUUCACAACAUAAAAUCACGAUAUGAAAACACAAAAUACGCAAUAAAAAUAUAAACAAGCACAACCCAAUAAUUCCACCACCACCCCCAAAAAAAAUUUUUUUAAGGGCAUUGGAUGUCAAGCAGCCAAAGGCUUAGGUAAAGAGGAAUGUUUUUGCCUGGCACCUAAAAGUAUAUAAUGAAGGUACCAGCCUAAUCUCCCAGGGGAGAAUUUAUAUACUGCCACGUAUCAAAGGAUCCCAUGGCAGUGUACAACAUUAAAAACACAUUACAUAGCACCAAUGAUAAAAACAUAACAAAAAGCAUAGUAACAGACAGCAUAAUAAUAAAAUAAUCAUAUUAUUUGUUGCUGAUUCAGCUCAUUUGCACAGGUCCUUUGGGGGCUCAUCUGGGUCUUAGUAUUUGCCAACCUGAGUAGUUUGGUGUCAUUCCCUACCUUGGGGCAGAUCCACACUGUAUAUUUAAAGCAUAUUCAUCACACAUUUAAAGCACAUGACUCCCCUCCCCCAAGUAUCCUGGGAACUGUAGUUUAUAUAUAUAUAUAUAAGAUAUUUAUUAAGAUUUUUUAAAAUAUUACAAUAAAAAUGAAGAAAAAAAAUUGACAAAAAUACAAAAUAAAAAUAGUUAAAAACACACAGAUUUUCCAUUACUUAUUUUCCUUUGACUUAUUUCCCGGACCUCCUCAUACCUCCCUUUUUUGUAUUCCACUUCAAUCUGUUGGUUCAGCAAAUCCUUUACAAGUAAUAAUAUUAAAUUUUUACCUAUUUAUAACCCUUUUUUGGUGGGCACCUGCUUUUCAAACAGAUGUGCCCUCCCCUCAAGGAAUCACCAGGUUGGGGGGGGGGGAGAAGAACCUUGCCUCAAACCCUGGAGAGCAGCUGCCAGUCAGUGCCUGCUUUUUUAUUUUGGUAAAUAUGAUUAAAUAUCAUUUUAUCAUGUAUAUAAAACAAAGAGAACUGUUAUAACAGAUGCAAAUUAAAACAUGAAAAGUGGAACUACAAAGUAGGCACAUAACAAAUCCAGUUGCACAGGGGUUAAAAUAACGAAACUGCUAGUAAAGACUACUUCCACAUUUGCCAGGCUUGUCCUGAAAAUGAUGGUUCUGCUGUUUACGUCAUAAAGGAAUGCCAAAUCAUAUUAAAAGUGUCUGGAAGUUCUAGUCCCUGUUGGAAUCACAAAUCAUAUGUCAUCUUCUCCAUUUUAGCUCUGUUCCAGAGUGAGUGGCACAGAGUGUCCAAUGCCAGUUUUGGGGGUUCCCCACCCCCACUGAAUUGCAAUUACUGUCCGAGCUGCCAAGAUCAUAUAUAUGACCAAUUCUUCUGCCAACAUUGGUUGUCCUAAUAGUAUUAGGAAACGUGUGAUUACCUACAUUCAACUGGAAUCCUGUCUUUCAGAUUUAAAGAGCCCAACCCACUGUUCAGGACCACCAACAUGGACUACGGUGGGAAACCCCCCACGGUGCAUGAAAUGCCGGUAUGAGCAGUUUUGCUGACUUGUUAAGUUGUGCCCCAGACAGGUUCAUGGUCCUUCUGUUAAUCCAGAGCCCUAGAAAUCACGAGGCCAAAGUACACCUUAAGAACCACUUGAUCUCUUAUGCUCUACCUCAAUCACGGAGGUUAUGUAUUUUAUUUAUAUCCCGCUUUUUUUCUUCAAGGAGCUCAAGGUGGCAUACUUGGUUCUGCCUCAUCUCAUUCUCCACAACAACCCUGCAAUGUAGGUUUGGGUGAUAGGCAGGGCCUGGCCCAAUGUCAUCCCAGUGUGCUUCAUGGUGAGUAGGGAACUGAACCCUGGUCCUAGUCCGACAACUUUAACCACAACAUUGCACUGCACUGUACAUGUCCCCGGUUUCUCCUCCUAACAUCCCUUUGAGGUAGGCUGGCUCAAGAUCACACCCAGUGCUUUUCAUGACAAGUGGGGAUUCGAACCCAGGCCUCCCAGGUCCUACUCCAGCAUACUAACCACUACACCACACUGGUUCAUUCAGCCUUUAUUAGGGAGGACCUGCCCUGUGUAACUCCCUGCCAGUGGAGGUUUGGUAGGAAUCAUUUUUUCCUUUUUUUAGAUGUCUCCUGAAAAUGGUAUUAUCCAGACAGGCCUUUAGAGCAUGGCUUUAAAAACCCCCAAUAAGUAUGUAUUGAUGUUUUUACAAGAAGAUAAGUAGAAAAACCAGCAAUUUUGUAUUGCUUCAUUUUUAAUGGAAAUGUGGCCUACAGAUAUUAUAAUAAUGAAUAAAAUAUCAUGAGUUGCUCCAUGAGAAAAGCACUCAAAAUGCAGCUGGAACUUUACUUCUAAUUGUCCCCAAGAAAGAGGGAAAUUGCCCCUUAGAAAAGGACCCGUUCUUUGAGAGAAGUUAUCCUCAUUAUGAUAGUCCUCUAGGGUGCCAUAAUUUUGGGUGACAUGGGCAAAUUUAGGGACAUGGACAACUGAGUGUGCAUGAAGAGGGCUAUUGAUGGCUACUAGCCAAGGUGGCUAUGCUCUGCCUCCAUAAGCUAAGAGGCAAUAAUGCUUCUGAAUGUCUGUUGCUGGAAACCGCAGGAUGGGAGUGCUGCUCAUGUGCUCUGGUCUUGCUUGGGAACUUCUGAUAGUGGGCAUCUGCAUGGCCACUGUGAUGACAGGAAGCUGGACUAGAUAUGCCUUUGGCCUAAUCAAGCAGAGCUCUUUUUUAGAUCCUUAAGUCCUACAUGCUAAUUCUAGUGCUGGAGUCAGUAUGCCUUUGAAUACAUUGCUGGGAAUUGCCAACUGGCAGAAGACUUUUCCACUAGGAAUUCUGCUUGUGAGUUUCCCAUAGCGUGCCUCUGGUAGGACACUGUGAGAACGGGAAACUGGACUGGGUGGCCCCCCUUUGUUCUGAUCCAGCAGGGUCUCCUUAUGUUCUUAUAUAGACUGCAGGGUGACCUCCCUGCCUUCUAGGCAGGAGUCAGUGUCCUUAGUGCACAGGUUCCUAAACAAAACUUUCAUUUUGUUUGCCUAGAGGGGGUUGCCUGUGGUCUGAGCUACUCAAGUUAACUCACUAGCCUCAGGGUUCCAGAUAAUCAUUCACAUCCCACUUUCUUCCCAACAGACCAGCUUCCAUGUUUCCCCACAUGCCUUCUCAAACCACCUUGUGAAGUUUGGCCCAUACCGGAAUACCGGGAUCAACACCAACACAGAGAAGAGCUAUGUGACUGGCGCAGAAAACUUCAUCACCUGCUUUGACACACUGAAUUUCCACCCCAGUUACAGGACUGGGGGGCCAUCCUUUUGCGAGUAGGGGACACCUGGAAGCCAAGUUGCUGCCCAUUUAAGCUUUCACUCCAUCCUAAGGAACGACACCAAGGAAUGAUUAUGGAAACUGACUAUUUUGAAGCUCCUGAAAAAACAACUUUUUUCCUGUGGCUCCCAUCCCUAGUGAAACAAUUUCUGCUUACAUGCUCCUCUCUAUCUAGAAAACUCUUGUAGGCUUCAACAAGUGGGGUUAAAUGGCUUUGGAUUGCAUCCACGGCAAAGAGCUUGCAGAGAAUAUCAUUGUUAGGUUUAAUUAAUGUUACCAUGUAACAAUAGUAUUGUGUCCAUCAUUAAAAUGUUGGGAAUCUGCAGCAAUCUGCAUGUAUUGUCUGCCUUCACAAUUGGGGAAGGGCUGUAGCUCAUUGGUGGAACAUGUCAAAGGUCCCGGGUUCAAUCCCUGCUGGCAUCUCCAGCUAGGGCUGGGAAUGCUCUGCCUGAAACCCUGGAAAGGCUUUGGAAACUGUGGGAAGACCAGUCAUUGUAGACAAUACUGAGCUAGGUAGGCCAACAGUCAGAGCUGGAAUAUGGCCACUUACAUUCCUAUUUGAUUCAGAACAAUGAAGUCCAGAAACUUGGAAUAAGUUUACCUGUGAGAUUACCUUACUCCAUAAAUGCUCACACGACCGCAUCAACCUGUGAAACUGGCACUGUUACAGGUGCCACAUAAUACUCAUUCCCCAUUUGUAAGAAAUCCAUCUUUUAGUAUGGCAGCACCUACACUCUGGAACACCUUGGCUAUUGAUACCAGGCAAGGUGCCUUUCCAGCAGGCUUUUCUUUUGUUCUUCCUCUGCUGUUGGGAGCUAGAAUGCCUCUGAAUACCAGUUGCUGGGAAUCAUUAGCGGAGAGAGUUGCUCUCUUGCUCUGGUCUUGCUUGUGGGCUUCUUCCCAUUGGGGGUUUUGGUUGGCCACUGUAAGAACAGUAUGCUGGACUAGAUGGGACCCCUCUGGCCUGAUCUAGUAGGCUCCAUUAUUGACUGGGGUACAGAAUACAACUGUUCCUUUCCGCUCACACCUUAAGGGGGUGGACAAAGCCCCUUUAGAAACAGCCUGAGUAAGAUAAACGACAGAGGACCAAGUGGUGGCUGUGGACCUAAAUCUCUCUGAAACAUCCGAGACAUUAAAAAAGAAAACUUUUGGUUUCAUGGUUCAAACUCUGAACCCAGUUUAUUAAAUCUUAUAAAUGUAUGAAUGUACACCAUUUCUUAUAUAC